Hordeum vulgare subsp. vulgare (domesticated barley) is the source of this 2069-nucleotide messenger RNA. RefSeq lists its product as uncharacterized. The coding region runs from base 1 to 1902 and encodes 633 amino acids. The record is from RefSeq and is a predicted model, not a curated record. Lineage: Eukaryota; Viridiplantae; Streptophyta; Magnoliopsida; Poales; Poaceae. The transcript is spliced from 4 exons.
AUGGCGGACCCUGCGGCGGCGGCGGCCAUGACCGUCGACUUCCUCCGGGCGCGCCUGCUCUCCGAGCGCUCCGUCUCGCGGGCAUCCAAGGACCGCGCCGACCAGCUCGCCGCCAGGGUCGCGGAGCUGGAGCAGCAGGUCCGGGCGGUGACGGCGCAGCGGCGGCAGGCGGAGCGGGAGGCCGCGGAGGCGCUGGCCGUCCUCCAGUCCCAGGGCUUCUGCGGCAGCCUCUCCGACGUGCUCGACUCGGGCUCCGACGACGCCGACAACGCCGACGAGGAGGAGCGGGACGGGCCACGCGACGCCACGGUCACCGGCGGCGACCCUGCGCCCUGCUCCCACGGCGUGGAGGGACAGGAGCAGGCGCGGCCGCCGGAGAAGGGCGGAGCGGAGGAGGAGGAGGACGCCAUGUCCGGGACGGCCCUGCAGCCCGGCCCCGGCGGGCUGUCGUGGAAAGGCCGGUGCGCGAGCCCGCGGAGGGCCAGGCAGCUCAAGCAGCGGCACCGCCGGAGCUACGUCUACUUCCUGGCCUCGCAAUCGGAUCCCGAGCCCAAGUACCGGAUGGGCCAGUCCUGCCGGAAGAACAAGCGCAAGGAGCUCAGCGGCGUUGCCGCGGUGCUCGCGGAGAGUCGGAAGGAACAGCGAGAUGGAUCGAGCUGCACCGACGAUGGCCGCCGGACCGAGUUUGACGGCGAGGUGGUGGGCGGAGAAGGCCAGCGGGGCUCGGGGGAGAGCGGUGGCCAGUACGUGAUCAGGCGCGACAACAACGAUGGGGAGAUGGAGAGGGUGCUGGAGAAGCAGGCCGAGCUGAUCGGGCAGCAUGAGGCCGAGGAGAAGGCUCAGACGGACUGGGAAAAGAAAUUCAACGACACCCGGAGUUCACCCAACAAGGGUGGCACGGAGGCAGAUUGCCAAGUGCAGGCGAGAUCAGGUGGCGAAAAGCAACUCGUUUCUAGUAGAGCACUCAAGAACGCAUCGGAAGAAAUAGCGCGGGCCGCUGCCAUUUCAGCACAAGGGAGCUCCUGCUACAGCGCGGCCACGAGACGAAGCCGGGACCAGCAAGGAGACGCCAAUUCAGACGGCUGCUCGAGCCGAUACACGAACUCCGCGUCGUCCGGGCUCGGCGCCGUCAAGGCGGCGCCAUCGGAGUCGAGCCCGUCGGUCAGCAAGGUCUCGGACUGGAGCUCGUCGCGCUUCCACGAUCACGGCGACGACCAGCACGGCACCGUCGACGUGGAGAGCGUCCUCCAGGCCCUGCAGCGCGCCAGGAUCUCCCUGAGGCAGAAGCUGGACAGGCCGCUCCCGCCCAGCCAGGUGACGCUGGCGCUCCCGGCACCGGGCGACGAGUACCGUGGCGCGGACCUCUACGGCGACGACGACGGCGACGGCAGCAGUUCGUACAGGGGCUGCCGUGGUGACCACGACCAUGGAAGGGAACAAAGCCUUUCGGUCGACGGCUCCGACGCCUGGCUCACGGAGAAACCGAGCGGUUCGAGCCCUCCACGGCAGGAGAUCCUGGCUCUCCCGGCCCCGGGCGGCGACGAUCGCGGGAGGGAGGACGACGUGAAGAUCCCCGUCGGCAGCCCGGGACUCUUCCGGCUGCCGACGGACUCGUUCCCAAACGACGAGGCGCUGCCAAGAAGUAACGAGCUCGGGCUGAGGGAGGCUGCCCGACACGACACAUACAGAGAUGACGGCGCUUGGGUUCCAGCUUCUGGGAAGCAGUUGUAUGAUCCUCCUGCUUCUGGCAGGUGCAGCGUUCCACCAGGCUCAGGCUUCCUCUCUGGGGUCACAGCAGGACUCCCGGAAGACCUGAGGAAGGGGAGAGGUGCCCUUGGAGACGCAGACCUGUUCAUGGAGCGCGGCUGUGGGUACACCGUUUCUAACAAGUGGAUGAUGUAGCCUGUGUUUGCUGUUGAUCGUAUAGAGCGUGUGUUGACGGCAGUGGCGCGUAUGGUCUGCGCUCUCGUAGCGUUGUCAAGCACAACAACCAGUUUGUUCACCCGUGCUAGCCUCGCCCAAGGCAAGACAGGAAAAGCUGCAUGGCUUUUCGCCGAUUGCAUGCGUUA